AUGGCUGGCGAGUGUGCUGAGGUUCCCUACCACCUCCAACUUCCUGGGAACCAAUUGACUGGUUAUGCUUUGAAGGGCUUGCAUCACGACAUUGACCCGUUUGGGUCAUCCACAACCGUAGCUAUUGCGGAGGAUUCUCAUCUCGACCCUUUCUAUCUAGAGCACGCAUUAGACGCGUCCAAGCAGUGGGACACACGUACCAUUGACGACUCGGACGUCGAACUAGAAGACCUGGAGAACGAGUAUUUCAUGUCUUAUAUGACCGAGGACAAAAAGCAAUCACUAUCUAGUCAAUAUUAUCAUCCCACUCAGAUUGUCGCCGCUCAUUACGACACACCCUCUUUACGAACAGCAGACUGCCCAGCGACACCUGAUUUCCAAAGAACUUACAACCACCACAGCCAAAACUCCUACAGCUCAAUUCAAACCGAUGGUUCGGGCCUGACACCCGACCUCACUCCAAGCAGCUCGUUUUCAUCCACUUGCUCUACUUCCAAUUGCCCCGAAGACGUCCGAAAAGCAACCCAGCAACUAGCCCUACACAGUGAACGAGCAGCCGGUCGAGACAGGUCUCGUAGCGCCGCUCGAUUCUAUCUUCCAGCAGUUACUCCCGAUACCAAAUCGAGAGCGUGCACGCGGCCAUCGACUCCGGCCGAGCGUGCAGCAAGUUCAAAAUCAAAGACCCCAUCCUCUGAAACGCUCGUCAUGGUCCACAGGCACCCUGCCGCGUCUGCCGCAUCUUCCCUUCGCUCCAAGCCUCUCCCAAGCCUUCCACCGAUUUUGAAGAACCCCGGCCAAGCGCCUCCUAGGAAAACCCACAGCGCCGGUUCGAGGUCACAGAUCGACACCUCGCAGAUUUCGCCGCCGAGCCUAAUGAACCCAGUCACCAUGGAGCCCCACACAUCACCCUUUGAUCAUGCUCUUUUCAUUCCCGCGCACGAUUGUCCCAGUCCGGUUCCGAAUCCUUCCCCUCCUAUCACACGGCAGGCAACCAACGCAUCUGCCAUUGGGCGGCCGUCGACUUCGACUUCUGUUGCCUAUGGGGAACAAUCUGUAUGGGAGUCGGAUUCAGAUUCAGAGUCUGUUAGUGGGCGAUCACAAUCACGGCGUGGGCCUAUUGAUACACUUCGGAAAGUCCGAAGUCGCGUGCAGCUCCGACGCAUCGCUAAAUCAGAUGCCAAGUUACAUGCAGACAUCACUCACUCGCUAGACGCGGACCUUCCUGCGGCUCCCCCACCACCACAGCUACCCCAUUUACCGCUGUAUCUAGACGACCGCGGAGCGGCCAGUGUCAUCUCCAUGGCCGAUGUCCUACCCCCGCCGCUCAGCAGGCAGACUCUGCGUCUCGUGGCCCCGUCCACCACGUCGCUGGCGCCGCCCUUAUCGCGACAGAGCACUGAAAAGACCGUCACCGAAAUGGACACGUCGACCACUGCUGCCGCCAUUCAGGCCCAAAGCCGGCGCCGUCAGCGGUCCAACGCUACUGACGAAUUCCUCCCAUUCACCAAGGCGGAGACCGUCCACCAAUACUACUGUCGCCGACCCUCUUCUGAUACAGAGACUUCAUCAUUAUACCGCACGAAUGUUUUCAAGCGGAUGUGGGGGUCUCUUCGUUCACUAAACUGUAGCAACUAA
Talaromyces rugulosus is the source of this 1635-nucleotide messenger RNA. RefSeq lists its product as uncharacterized. The record is from RefSeq and is a predicted model, not a curated record. The coding region runs from base 1 to 1635 and encodes 544 amino acids. NCBI's taxonomy places the organism in Eukaryota, Fungi, Ascomycota, Eurotiomycetes, Eurotiales, Trichocomaceae. The transcript has a single exon.